CCACCCCGUCCUCGGUGCCCGGUGCCUGCUAUGAAUGCGACGGCUUCGCGGGCCGGGCCCUCCCCGCGCCCCACGAGGCUGGCAACUCCCCAUGUCUCAUCAAGAUAUGCUAGUUCUCUGUCUCCGAGUCAGGAGGACUUUACUCCUCUCCCUUCAAUCAAUGAGCACUUGGCCUUUCUUCAUCCCUCCCGGGAGCUGCUGGAAUACUACCGCAAGAAGAUUGCUGACUUUGAUGAGGAACAUGAGGAUUUGGUAAAAAGGCUGGAGAGAUACAAAGAAACGUAUGAUGAGCAGCACAAAUUGCAGUGGGAAGUACGUCAGCGAGAAGAGGAGAUUGCGGAGUUGCAAAAAGCUUUGAGUGAUAUGCAAGUCUACCUCUUCCAGGAGAGGGAGCAUGUCCUUCGUCUUUACUCGGAGAAUGACCGACUGAAAAUCAGGGAACUUGAGGAUAGAAAAAAAAUUCAACAUCUCCUGGCUUUAGUGGGAGCAGACAAAGGAGAAAUUACGUAUUUUCACAAGGAGCCUCCACAUAAGGUUACUGUUCUGCAAAGACCAAUUAAAUCCAGCGAGCCACACAAACGAAGUGAUACUUCUAGAACAGGCGUCAAGAGGAGCACUUCAAAACCAGCAGCAGAAGGAGACAAACUAGGAAGUCCUCAGAGAUAUCACAAAGAUAGUCAAACACUUCUGCUUCAGGUGGAGGCCCUGCAAGCUCAGCUAGAAGAACAGACACAAUUAGCCAAGGAACAGGUUGAGACACUACUAGAGGACAGACGGAUUCAAAUGGAGGAAGCCCAGGUCCAGCAUCAGAGGGACCAGGACAAGAUCAAAACUAUAACAGAUAAACUCCAUAAGACCCAAAAUCUCUUAUAUGAGAGUACCCGUGACUUUCUCCAGCUGAAGUUUGAUGCACGAGCCAAUGAAAAAGCAUGGAUGGCAGAGAAGGACAGUCUGUUGAGGAAACUUGACAUAGAUCCACAUCAGCCUAUCAGCAGGGAGUCAGGAAGAGCGAAGAAGCAGAGAGAUACCAAGGAGAUGCUUCGAGCAGAUGAUGGAGCAUGGAAACUCCAUAGCAGAGAAAUAAAGACACUGCAAGAAAAGCUAAUGCAGGAACAGCGCUUAUCGAACAUGUAUAGAGAGCAGUGUGUCACCCUGGAAGGUGAGCUGGCUAGAGUUCGUGAGGAGGGAGAUGCUGGCAGAGAACUCUUUAAGGAACGCUCAGAAAAGAUGGGGAAGCGCCUGAAGCUGGUGACUCAGCGAUAUGAGGCCUUGGAAAAACGUCGUAAUAUGGAAGUGGAAGGCUUCAAGAAUGACAUUAAACAUCUUCGGCAGAAGUUGAAAGAUGUAGAGAAGCAGCUUUUUAAAGUGACUCUAAAUAUUGGACCUGACCAGGAUCUUGCAAUUCUACAUGAAGUCCGCCAAGGAAACAGACUAACCCGUAAAAUUCAAGAGGACCUAAAAAACUUAAAAGCAAAAAUCUAUGGCUUGGAGAAUGAACUCCGGAUCUGCUGAAGCUGAGGUAUUAGCUGCCAUCCUAAUUUUAGGAAUGGGAUGUUGCUAGGCUGGAAUAGGCACAAGUGAGGGCUGCUCCUGCCUAUUUCCUGACAUCCAGUGACAGAAGGCUUGAGGAAAUCUGCACUUAACAUCAUAACGUUGUACGUGAGCCAUUCAUAACAUGCCAGACUAUAUUGUUUCAGCUGAGAGAUGGCACUUGAUAAGACUGACAUAGAAAUUUCACGAUGACAGAUGAAUUGGGAAUAUACUUACGACUUCAUUUUACCUUAAUAUCUGCAGUAGAGGUCAGUGUAUACUGGUCUUCAGCUUUAUUUGGAGCAUAUUAUAAGCAAUAUAUUAAAUUAAUCAUGUAAGGAUCUAUUUUAACAGCUGAAUUGCUUGACUGGCGUUUUUCUGUGUGAGAAGCAGCUUUUAAGAUGAUUUAAAUGAUUACUGUUUCUGUGCUUAGGCCCUGCAGGGUUUAACUGGAGAUUUUACUUGUAAAAGACCACCACCUUUAGUAUAGGAAGUAUAUACUAAAGCGUAUUGCAUCUGACUCUCCCCUUGAUGUUGUAACUAUUUUAAAAUGGCUUCCCUUUGCUUGUUUCUAACCUAAUUGGGACAAACCUGACAGUUUUAAUAUGAAGGAAAAAGGUAACCUGUUAUAGAACUCAUCUGCAAGAACUAGUAACAUCUACACUUGCUUUGAAUGAGGGAAAUACUACAAUACUAUACAUCUUCUCAUCCCUUUCCUCCUAGUUACUCUUAGCAUACAGGGGAAGCCCAUAAUAAAAGGCAUCUAGUAUAUUCCUUAACCACUGUAUUGUCUAUCUUUGUAGGUUUUAUCAAUAUCAUGGUUAUGUACCAAUAAAUCACGAUCAACUUUUGCUACGGCAGUUGUUGCUACUGUACUUUAACUGAAAUUGAGGCGGAAGACCAGAUGCCUAGUUGCUAUAUGAUAAAUACAGCUCUAGCUGUAUCAUGAGCCUUUGCACCAGACAUCAGGACAUCGCAAUUCUAGAAAACAGAUGAAAUCAUGAAAGGUAUUACAACAUGGCUUCAGCCCAAUUUAUAAUUGCAGGGUGUGCGUGCUUUUACUGUAGCAUCAGCAAAUCUUGUCUGCCUUGUAGACUGAGAGUGGAUCUGUGUUGGAAAAGGGAUUUCAGUGCCCGUUUCCUACUGUACCUUUCCUGUCUUGUCAAAUUUGAUAGAAGCUGAAUGAUAUCUUUCUGAAGUAUACACCUACAGGUUACCAGCAUUUCCUUCCCCAUUGAAAAGAACUGAAGUGUGUAAAAGCAGGCAGUUUCUUUUGGAUGUGGUAGUGGUAAUGGCAAUCCUCAUUCAACAUUUGGGAGAGGUAAAUAUGCAGAUGAUGUUUUUGUACUGUCAAGAUUUGGAGAAAGAAUAAUUUUUGUAGCACCAACUAAAGCAGUGCAGGAGGGGAAAUUGCCUUAAGAAGUCCAGGCCCAUUUCAAUUGUCUUCUUUUUGUGCCAAGCUUGUUGUCCCUUAUGAUACUGUACUGUGGCUUUUAUUUUGUAUGUGUUCUUGAAGUCAAAUUCAUCGCAGACAGACUUCAGUGUGGGUUGCUGGUAGUCUGUACCAAGAUGCUCAACUGCUACUACAACUUAUAAGAGGCAGUUUUAAAGUAUGUUGCACUAAUUACUUCAGCUGAAAAUGUUAAACUGCUUCAGAGACUGAUUCAUGAACAAUUUGGGUGUGGACGCUGUGUGGCAAAUUGCAGAAGGUUAUUAAAUAAUGCUAUCCAUUAUUUAGCCUUGCUCUUUUUUAAUUGACUAGUACUUUCUCAGAUAAGUCUGUCUAAUUAAAGGGAGUCUAUGUGAAAUAACCUGCUACGGUUUUGAAGGUAAGAUAUAAAAGUUAUCACAGGUCCUGGAAGGCUGGUUCUGAAAAUUGCGCCAUAAUGAAGUAUUAGCCACUUAUUCAGCAGGAUUCAUUUACUUAUAUUCAGCUGAUGAGAAGCUAGCAAAAAAGGUAUCUUGAACCUAUAGAAAGAAAUGGGUUUCUGUUUAUUUUUCAGUUCUUCCAAACUAAGGAAUUGCUGAAGAAAUUACGUUUUCCUUACUUGUGAGCCAUGAAGUGUGUCUGGAUAAAGUCUGCAGGCUUUAACUUUCAGCUUUAUAAGAUUGGGAGGAAGUGCUGGGGAAGAAGGAUGUAAACGUUUAAUUUCCUGUCUUCCUUACUACUAUUCCUCUUAACUUGAAGGACUGAACAGAAUAAAAUGGCAACAUCCCUAAUAUAUCUGCUAGUGUGUCAAAAUCAAAGUGCAGCUUGAACUUUAUUCUUAAUUCAUCAGUAGGCUAUGAACCCUUCCUAUUGGGGGGGAGCAGGGCACAAAUAGUGCUGAUCUGUAAAUCCAUUUUAUUUGGAAGCUUGAAUAUUUGUCCAAGGGCAGGAAAUGCAAAGUGUUGUACAUGCUCUCUCUGUGUGACAUCAUGUGAUUAUGUGAAAUAUUGCUUUAUGUUGCCAAAAAAAAAGUGGACCUUAAAGUCAAGAGUGGCUUUAAAAAGCCAUGUACUUUUCAACACUAACUACCCUUUAAGAUCGAAAUGUCAGUAAUUCUUUGUUGACAAGAGAGUUUGCUGAAAAAGUUUCUAAUACCCAUAUUAGUGCGUUUUCUUUCUCAGUUUUUGGGUAAAAGACAAAAAAUAGCAUUUAAUCCAAAGACUUUUUUUGGCUAUUUUGAGUUAAUAAUGUGACUUGUAUUAUUUCAAUACAACCAGAUGCCAGGUUAUGUCUCUAGGAGCAGGGAAUCUGAAAGAUCUACAGAAUGGCUUUUUCUUGGAAUACAGGGACUAUCCUACAGAGGUUUAAAGGUUAGAACUGGAGAAAUGUUCUCACUGUGAGCCAAGAUGGUAAAAUGUUUCUUGCAUAAAUAGGAGAAAAGUGAGUAGUAGGGAAAAACUUUUUAUUGUUGUGUAGCUUUAUUUAGGUAAGGGAGGAGUGCAUAGAUUUCAGAAAAGAUGUUGAUAUAUUGGGUAAGGCACAAAUCCACAGAUGAUUCAGCAGAAGAGAAAAGGUUGUGCAAGAGCUCAUAAUGUAUUACAUUAAGAAGACUGAUUCAUAUACAUGUAUCUUGAAGAUGAAAAACUACUGAAGGCCUCUUCAUCCCAGAAGAAGAAAGAUUGAGCAAUAACCAGUAGCCUGAACCUGAAGUUAAAGAAGUCGCAUAUUUUUAACAGGAAAACUGCUCUUUUUUCCCCUCAUCGUAACAAACUAUACGUGGAGAUAAAUUCUCCAUCUAUGUCUUCAAAUCAAAAAAUUAUUGCACCUCUGGAGACGGUAGCUUUGCUUAAUAAGUUACUGGGUUUGACAGAUUAGAACUUAAUGAAAUAUAAUGAUGUGAACUAACAGGAAAUCAUUUAACAGUCCCUUCUGUCUUUAAACAUAUGAUUUAUUUAUAGGCAAUAUUUGUAGGAGGUUUUUCAGUACUCAUGCAGUUGCCUUAAUUAUAGGAAUGUAUGCUCUCAGCUCACCCUACACAGCAAGGUUACAGAAGGUAAAAAGAAAGUCCCUUAUGAUCUUCCUAUACCAAAACUUGCAGUAAUUCCUAAAUAGAGACUGUAUUGUACUUAGAAAGGCAGAUAAAAAGUAGCCACAGUUCUCACAGCUGUCAGAAUAAAUCUAAGUAAUAGUAUAGCAUAUACUUGUAUGCAAUGGCUGUACUUAAAUGGCUUAUGGAAGUAGUGGUAUCAGUUCAGAAACAGACACAUUUUACCAUUAUGGAUGGACUCUCUUGGCAGCUUUAUGUUCUGGAAUUGUAAUGUCUGUAUGCAGGCCUGGAAGUAAUUCUUUGAUAAUCAGAUACUUUUUGAGACUAGUUGGGAGCAAUACCCUGUGUGCUUUGUUCUGGUAGAUCUUUUUUUGUGUUUGUGAAAAGCUGUGUCAUUCAGAUGCUUAAUUAUAGCUCAUAAAUAUCUUUAAAUCUGCUACACUUGAAUAUUUGUGCCUGCUCAGUCAAAAUCCUAAUAAAUGUGUCUAAUUUGUCCCUACUCACAGUGAUGUAAUUUGUAUAUAAAGGGCAUUUUAAAAUUUUUCUUUCUAGUUUUCCCACAACAUUUUGCUUUUAUACUCCAAAGUUGCUUUAAAUUGUAAAAAAUACCCCCUUUAGCUCCUAAAGAGUUAUUCUUAAAUUUACAAGUCUAGCUGUAGAAAUAUACACAUUUUUAGCAUAUGGACUGUGAUUAUGUACCAAAACAUGCUGGGAUACAGUGUAGAAAGCCUAAGCAGUGAAAGCGGUAAUGAUUCUUUUGGCUGCUGUAUUCAUAGGGUUUAGGCACAAAGAAAAAAAGUUUGUUUCGAUUCUUAAAUUGCAUCAACAGUUUAUGACUUUCAGAUUUAAAAAGGCCAUUGGUGGUAGCUGGAAUUUAACCCACUAGCAGGAAAUGUUUCUGCCAUGACUGAAAUAUUUGAGAAGAGGCAGGUGGAAUUCUGAUAUUUCCCAAAUUAACUGUUUUGAGAAAGGGUGUCUGUGAUUACAAGUUACAGUGACUGCCUUUCAGGUAAGCUCCAAAAAUGCACCUUGAUAAACAGAGCCCUCAAUAGGGUUGAAGAUUCACUUAUACUGACUAAACUGCAAGUCUUAAGAAUUGCAAUGCUGUUGGUUUGUGGACAGGUUAUAAAUGUUUGGAUAGGGAUUAUUUGUUUAUAUUCAAAAAUGCCAGAGAGGCUUUCAACACACCUGUUUCAAUGUUAAAGCAAGACAAUGAUUAACUAUGCAGGCAUGAAGGAUUUCAUUGUCAAAAGUAGCUUGAUUUGAAUUAAAAGCUCUGGAUUUAUUCUGAUAAAUAGAUGUGCAUGCUGGGUUCUCCUGUAUUGAUUGAGAGAUCAAAUUGCCUUUCUUUCACUGUAAAUAUUUGUCUUG
Molecule: messenger RNA, 6377 nt
Organism: Cuculus canorus (common cuckoo)
Lineage: Eukaryota; Metazoa; Chordata; Aves; Cuculiformes; Cuculidae
Gene: CCDC77
Product: coiled-coil domain containing 77
Exons: 11
Coding region: 31-1512 (493 amino acids)
Cellular component (GO): centrosome
Source: RefSeq, a predicted model, not a curated record